Molecule: messenger RNA, 4280 nt
Organism: Ixodes scapularis (black-legged tick)
Lineage: Eukaryota; Metazoa; Arthropoda; Arachnida; Ixodida; Ixodidae
Product: HEAT repeat-containing protein 6
Exons: 1
Coding region: 177-3227 (1016 amino acids)
Source: RefSeq, a predicted model, not a curated record
AAUGGCGGCCUCCUAUGUGACAUGCGGUGUGUGAACGGUAUGAACUGCUGUGUGAAUAGUUCAAUAGUAGUUUAUUCCACUUGUUUGUGCCAAACGCUUAAGGCGUGCAAGCGGUGAGGAAAGGCGAAAGAAAUACGCUGCCUGUUGGUGUGGCUUUGUCUCCGGUGCCGUGCGAGAUGGAUGCAGUCUCCAAGCAGCGGAAUGUCCUGGCCGAGUGCUACGGGCUGCUCGGGCAGCUCCCGGUGGACGUGGCUGACGUGGGCGGGGUUCUGGAAAGGCUGAACGGAUGCAGCUUCGCUGUCCAGUUUGUCAGCAGCAGGGACGCGGAUGUGCUGCUGGUGAGACUGAUCAAGGCCCUUCCGUGCGUAGACGACGGCCUAGUUUCAGGCCUCUGCCUGCUGGUCUCCAACAUCUGCACCAAGCAACAGGUGACUCUGGAGGACAAGACUCUACAUACGCUGCUGGAGUACCUGCUCCGUUGUCUGCGCCUCUGCAGCCCAUGGGUGCUCCCCGCUGCCGUGGAUGCUUGUGGGGCGCUCGUUUACGCCAACAUGGCCAGGCUGGAGCCGCUCUGGGAGCAGCUCCUCGCCAGUGGAGGCGCCCUGGAAACUCUGCUGCGACCUGACGAACCCGACGGCAAGCUCAGGCUGGCAGCCCUGCGGACCCUGGGAGCCAUGACUGUCAAGGGGGAGCCCCCGUUGCCCGACUGGUGCACUGCUCGGAUGCUGGACUUGCUCCUGGACUGUCUUACCGACACACACUGCUCCGACCCCAGCGUCCCUGUCGAGGCGUUGAUGACGAGUGCUCUGAAGUCCCUGCAGAAAGUUUUUUCUACCAAGUGGGGCGUGCGCAGUGACCAGCUGGGGAGGCUGUUGGGAGUCCUGAAGCACCUGUCAUUCCACGGGUUCCCUGGACAGAAGAGUGUGCGGUGUCCAAGCCUCGUUCCGAGCCCGCUGUGCCUCCACCUGCCGGUGCCCCAGAUCACCGAACAGUUUAGGCCCGUGACGCCCAAAAAGCGCCGGCGCAGACAUCGCAAGGCUCAGGGGGACGAAGGGGACACUCCACAGGACGUGGAGAGCAGUGGGAAGACAUCUUGGAAGGGUGCGUCCAGUUCAGACUCUGAAUUCUCGGACUCUGAGAGCGGCCAGCUGGCCCGACAGAGGCACCAGCAGAGCUCCGUCCGGCGCCACGUCUACCUGGCACUGCGGGCAUUGGUCAAGGCAGUGGACUGCAGAGAGAUGUUCAGCUACUGGCUGCACUUCCUGCCAGAUAUUCCCGUGACCCUGGGGGCCCCUCAGACACAGACAAUCCUGCUGACCAUUCUCAGAGACCCAAAUCCACAGGUCCGAACAGUAGCCUUGGAGCUACUGACCGACAUCAUGAGUCACUACAAACCGUUCCUGGGCCUUGCAUCGCAUAGCGGAGUGCAGAGGACUGCCUUCAGGACGCUGUCCGAGACCGUGGCCGCCAUCAUUGGGGAAGUGCACCGCUGCCUGCACCUGGCCCUCAUUGCCGAGACCUGCCCUGCGCAGACGGUGCAGCUGCUCAAGUGCCUGGCUGCCGUGGUCUCCGGGUCACCGUACCACCGACUGCAGGCUGGACUGCUCACGCGCUUGGUUGGAGACGUGGCAGCUCUUUUGGACCACAGAGAUCUCCAGGUGCAAGUGGGCUCUCUAACAGUUCUGGGUGCUGUGGUGGGCAUGGUGCCUGUCUCAAGGGCAGAGGUGGAGGCCUCUCUGCAUCCACAACAACUGCUGGCGACCUGCGCUUCCAAGCUGCUGGUCUCUGACGAGGCCCUGAGGAUCUCCUCCACGGUGGUGCGUGUGGAGGCACUCCAGCUGCUCACCCUCCUGUUCCAAGGCAGCCUGCUCGACCUUCGCGAGUCUGCAGAUAAGGUUGUGGCAGUGGUCAGGCUGUGCCUCUUGGACGCUCAUCUGGCAAUCCAGCUUCAUGCCAUCAAGUUGCUCGGUGCAUUCAGCAGGGAACUGUCCACCUCUCUGUCAGCAACGUCUUGCACAGAGGAAGCCCAGAGCCUCUUGAAGUUGGGUCUGGACCUGUGGCUGACCUGUGCCCUGGAAGGGAGCUUGCAGCGCUGUCUGCAAGACGACUCACUGCCUGUGCUCCAGGCAGAGGCCUGCAGCUGCCUGGCCAGUGUGGGAUCCCAGGUUUGGGAUGCCCUACCAGAAGACAGGAGGCUAGUGUGCAUCACCCUGGUGCUUGCUCUGGCAAAGGAUGGGGUGGACACCGUAGUGCGCAAUGCAGCCAUCCGCUGUCUGGGGAACCUGUGUGCCUAUGCGUCCCUGCGAGAAGAUCUGCUCUUCCUGAUGGACGUUGGUGACGUGGUCUUGGAGGCCCUGGGGGAGCCCAGCCUCAGGAUGAAGGCCUCCUGGACACUGAGCAACCUGACUGAAAUGCUGGCAGACCUCAGGAAGCAGGGCUCUAGGACUGAGGUGCCAGCAACCUUCCUGUCAUCCCUGGGCACUGCGGCCCUCUGCCUACAGAAGGACAAGAACCACGCCCAGGCCAAUGCUGUUAGGUCUUUGGGCUGCCUCUUGCAGUUUUUUACCAGGGACCAUCUGGGAAGAGAAGACAUUGGCAUGCUUGUCGUCAAGUCUGUGGAUUCCCUGAUUCAGGGUUUACGUGCUGGGCUAAUGAAAGUACGCUGGAAUGCCUGUUACUCCCUGGGAAGCAUGCUCGCCAACGAAGAUAUUGUUGCCGGGACAAACGUGCGGCCUGUGCUGGAUGCUCUCCUCGGGAGCCUGGUCAGCUGCAGCAAUCUGAAGGUGCGCAUCCAGGCAGCGACCGCACUUUGUGCACCCCAGACACGGGCUGCUUACGGAUCUGAGUGGGCCACCGUGUGGCGAGGCCUGCUGGCUGCUCUUGAGGCAGCUGAUCAGCCCGUGGACUACCGGGAGCUCCAGCAUCAAAACCAGCUGCGGGACCAGUUGUGCCUGAGCAUCUGCCACUUGCUGGCACUAGCAGAGGCCCAAGACAUCUCAGAAAUCGAGCCUGCCAGCCGGGACUACGAAGGUCGGAUUUUUAAUGCCUUUAAGAAAGCUUUGUCGAAAGAGGCGAUUAGAGAAAGCUUGAAGAGAGCACACGACAACUUGGCCAAGGAGAGUGAUGAUCCUUGCUGCUCCAAGACUACUAGGGUGCUGCUGGCUUCUCUGCUAAAUGGUGACUUAACUGAGCUUCAGUCGCAGAUGCACUCUUUGCAAGUCAAAUGAGAAGGUUUUUUUUUAUUUUUCUUAAAGCAUGAAGUGCUUUUUAUCAGGACCCCCAAUCCUAAAAUUUUCUUCGUCCUUGCAUUUUCUGCUAAAUUUAGCAGGUAACCUAUAUUUGUGUUUAGGUCACGUGAUCUAUACAUCAGGUAAGUUUGCCUGUCAAAGUUGGCAGAAAAAUUUAUGCCACGUGACCUAUACACCAAUUCAGUUUUCCUGCAAAAUUUAGCUGGAAAAUUGACGCAACGUGACCUGACGUCAAGUGACCUAUGCACCAAUUCACUUUCCCUGCUAAAUUGGGCGAGACAUCUGAUGUCACGUGCCCUGACGUCACAAGACUUAGACACCAAUUGUUUCCCCACUAAAUUUAGCAACAAAAAAAUGAAAGCCGUUUACAAAUCCCUGUAACGCCGAAUUGGAGCGCAGCUCUUGAGGAGGAGUAGGGAAGGGUACUGAGGGGGGUCACGUCACCUGCGGGUAGUCACGUGACCCCCCCCCGUCCCCGGUUACGCCGACGCCGCUCAGGCUGGAAACGGGCCCCUAAGAGCUGCGCUCUAAAAGUGAAAGCCGUUUACAAAUCCCUGUAACGCCGAAUUGGAGCGCAUUUUUGAGGAGGAGUAGGGAAGGGUACUGAGGGGGGUCACGUCACCUGCGGGUAGUCACGUGACCUCGGGGGGGGGGGGGGGGGGGGGGGGUCACGUGACCUUCCCUGGUUACGCCGACGCCGCUCAGGCUGGAAACGGGCCCCUAAGAGCUGCGCUCUAAAAUUAACAUCACUUGACCUGAUGUCACUUGACUUACACCAAUUCAGUUUCCCCGCUAAAUUUGGCAGGGAAAUUGUUGUCACAUAACCUGACGACACAGGACGCAUACAUAAAAUUUUUUCCCCCAAUGCUAGCAGGAAAACUGACAUCACAUGGCCGAUACACAUAGUUGGUGGGGGAAUUGAUGUCAUGUGACCUAUGCACCCAGUUUCCCUGCUUACUGUUCCGGAGAAAUUGACCGAAAUAAACAUCCUUCUUUACUCCCCAAAACAAUGGUUUAAUGCAUUCUAAAUAA